Molecule: messenger RNA, 4339 nt
Organism: Nannospalax galili (Upper Galilee mountains blind mole rat)
Lineage: Eukaryota; Metazoa; Chordata; Mammalia; Rodentia; Spalacidae
Gene: Rbm25
Product: RNA binding motif protein 25
Exons: 21
Coding region: 278-2857 (859 amino acids)
Biological process (GO): regulation of alternative mRNA splicing, via spliceosome; mRNA processing
Cellular component (GO): spliceosomal complex
Molecular function (GO): mRNA binding
Source: RefSeq, a predicted model, not a curated record
GUUUGCGGCCUAUGCGAGUCGGUGCUUCAGACCCAGUCUCUUAGUCGAGAGGCGCGCUGAAACCUCGAACCGGUGGAGCCCAUUCGUAACCUGGCACCCAGAGGCCGCGAAGGCCGUCCCGUUUUCUCAGCGGCGGGUACUAUACCAACUGCCUUCCUAAGAAAGUGCUGAGAUAGAGUAUUAUUAUAAUACAAGAGCUUCUGAGUCUAUCCUGAACUUAGUUCGUGUACAUUUUGGGAACUUAUUUUAGAAAAGAUCUAAGUUUUAAAAAUUCUCAAUGGACAGACAGAGAAAAGAGGGUCUUUGCCAACUCCUUUGGACUGGUGCAGUAAGAAUGUCUUUCCCCCCUCAUUUGAAUCGUCCUCCCAUGGGAAUCCCAGCACUCCCUCCAGGGAUCCCACCCCCACAGUUUCCUGGCUUCCCUCCACCUGUACCUCCAGGGACCCCAAUGAUACCUGUACCAAUGAGUAUAAUGGCUCCUGCUCCAACUGUUCUAGUACCUACCGUGUCCAUGGUUGGAAAACAUUUGGGAGCAAGAAAGGAUCAUCCAGGCUUAAAGAUUAAAGAAAAUGACGAGAAUUGUGGACCUACUACUACAGUUUUUGUUGGCAACAUUUCUGAGAAAGCCUCAGAUAUGCUUAUACGACAGCUCUUAGCUAAAUGUGGUUUGGUGUUAAGCUGGAAGAGAGUUCAAGGUGCUUCUGGAAAACUUCAAGCCUUUGGAUUCUGUGAAUAUAAAGAGCCUGAAUCUACCCUCCGUGCACUCAGAUUAUUGCAUGACCUGCAGAUUGGAGAGAAGAAGCUACUUGUUAAAGUUGAUGCAAAAACAAAGGCACAGUUGGAUGAAUGGAAAGCAAAGAAGAAAGCUAAUGGGAAUGCCAGACCAGAAACUGUCACUAAUGAUGAUGAAGAAGCCUUAGAUGAAGAAACAAAGAGAAGAGACCAGAUGAUUAAAGGGGCCAUUGAAGUUUUAAUACGUGAAUACUCCAGUGAGCUAAAUGCCCCCUCACAGGAGUCUGACUCUCACCCCAGGAAAAAGAAGAAGGAAAAGAAGGAGGACAUUUUCCGUAGAUUCCCAGUGGCCCCCCUGAUCCCUUAUCCACUCAUCACCAAGGAGGAUAUAAAUGCUAUAGAAAUGGAAGAAGACAAAAGAGAUCUGAUAUCCCGAGAGAUCAGCAAAUUCAGAGACACACACAAGAAACUGGAAGAAGAGAAAGGCAAAAAAGAAAAAGAAAGACAGGAAAUUGAGAAAGAACGGAGAGAAAGAGAGAGGGAGCGUGAAAGGGAACGAGAAAGGCGAGAACGGGAACGAGAAAGGGAAAGAGAACGUGAACGAGAAAAGGAAAAAGAACGGGAGCGGGAACGAGAACGGGAUAGGGACCGUGACCGAACAAAGGAGAGAGACCGUGAUCGAGAAAGAGAUCGAGACCGGGAUCGAGAACGGAGCUCAGAUCGAAAUAAAGAUCGGAGUCGAUCAAGAGAAAAAAGCAGAGAUCGUGAAAGGGAACGAGAGAGGGAGAGAGAGAGAGAGCGAGAACGGGAACGAGAGAGAGAACGAGAGCGUGAGCGAGAAAGAGAGAGAGAACGAGAGCGGGAAAGAGAGAAAGACAAGAAAAGAGAUCGAGAAGAGGAUGAAGAGGAUGCAUAUGAACGAAGAAAACUUGAAAGAAAACUCCGAGAGAAAGAAGCUGCUUAUCAAGAGCGCCUUAAGAAUUGGGAAAUCCGAGAACGGAAGAAAACCAGGGAAUAUGAGAAAGAGGCUGAAAGAGAAGAAGAAAGAAGAAGAGAAAUGGCUAAAGAAGCUAAACGGCUCAAAGAAUUCCUAGAAGACUAUGACGAUGAUAGAGAUGAUCCAAAAUAUUACAGGGGGAGUGCUCUUCAAAAAAGGUUGCGAGAUAGAGAAAAAGAAAUGGAAGCUGAUGAACGAGAUCGGAAAAGAGAGAAGGAAGAACUUGAGGAAAUCAGGCAACGCCUUCUGGCAGAAGGGCACCCAGAUCCAGAUGCAGAGCUCCAAAGGAUGGAACAAGAGGCUGAGAGGCGCAGACAACCACAAAUAAAGCAAGAGCCAGAAUCCGAGGAGGAAGAAGAAGAAAAGCAAGAAAAAGAAGAAAAACGAGAAGAGCCUGUUGAAGAAGAAGAAGAACCAGAGCAAAAGCCUUGUCUCAAACCUACUUUGAGGCCCAUCAGCUCUGCCCCAUCUGUGUCCUCUGCCAGUGGCAAUGCAACACCCAACACUCCUGGGGAUGAGUCUCCUUGUGGUAUUAUUAUUCCUCAUGAAAACUCACCAGAUCAACAGCAACCUGAGGAGCACAGGCCAAAAAUAGGACUAAGUCUUAAACUGGGUGCUUCCAAUAGUCCUGGUCAACCUAAUUCUGUGAAGAGAAAGAAACUACCUGUAGAUAGUGUCUUUAACAAAUUUGAGGAUGAAGACAGUGAUGAUGUGCCUCGAAAAAGGAAGCUGGUUCCAUUGGAUUAUGGUGAAGAUGAUAAAAAUGCUGCCAAAGGCACUGUAAACACUGAAGAAAAGCGGAAACACAUUAAGAGUCUCAUUGAGAAAAUUCCCACAGCCAAACCGGAGCUCUUUGCUUAUCCUCUGGAUUGGUCUAUUGUGGAUUCAAUAUUGAUGGAACGAAGAAUUAGGCCAUGGAUCAAUAAGAAAAUUAUAGAAUAUAUAGGAGAAGAAGAAGCUACCUUAGUUGAUUUUGUUUGUUCUAAGGUUAUGGCCCAUAGUUCACCUCAGAGCAUUUUAGAUGAUGUUGCCAUGGUACUAGAUGAAGAAGCUGAAGUUUUUAUAGUCAAAAUGUGGAGAUUAUUGAUAUAUGAAACAGAAGCCAAGAAAAUUGGUCUUGUGAAGUAAACUGUUUUUACAUUGAGUUCUAUUUCAGAUUUCUUCUUUCACACCCUUUAAAGGACCUCGAUUUUCUAUGUCUUCAAAGACAUUUGUGAGAUCUGUAAUUUUUUGUUUUAAUGUAGAAAAUGUGAAUUCUUUUGUCUUAAUUUGCUGAUGCCCUGUGUACUCACUUGGUUGUAAAGUCAUCCAAAUCCUUGGUUCUCUUUAUACUCACCAGGUACAAAUUACUGGUAUGUUUUAUAAGCUGAAGCUACUGUACACAGCCUAUCUGAUAUAUCUUGUUCUGCUGAUUUGUUCCUUGUAAAUACUAAAAUGACUCCCUAAUUCUUUUGCAGAAUUUCACUUCAUAUUAUAACUGAACUGUAUAGGCUCCAACAGAAAAAUUUGAAUACCUGUCAUACCUAUUGCCAUGUCAUCUUGCUCCCCAAUCAAAUGGCCAUUGUGAAGGCGUGGAAUUUAAAAUCAGAGUGCAAAAUCUUGUAGGCAUUCUAUUCCUACUGUAUCUCUCUGUAUUAAUGUGUUUAUGUGAAUGUGUGUAUAAAAGUUUUUCUUAAUUUGAUUUGCUGGGCUCCCUUAAACAUUUCCUAAUUGAUCAAUAGAUUCACAAAGGAAAGAAUAAUUGUGCCAACCCAGAUAUUCAGUGUAAUAAUAUUCUGAGUUUCCCAGAGCAUGGUCUUCUGUAUUGAGCAAAAAGUCUGCUAACAGAAUGGCAGUUCCCUGUAACUAAGUGACUGAUUCAGCUUCUUUACAGGAUUAGAGAUCAUAGUUUCUCCCCUCUCAUAAUUUGAUUGCUCAGAAACUGGAGCAUAUUUUAAAAUUUUGGCCAGUUUUACUGAAUAUAUUUUCCUUUAACAUAUCUUUAGUUUAAUUUGGUGUGCUCCUUUAAAAAACAGAUUUUAUUUAAAAGCAUGAGGUGUCCUUACCCAAAACAAAUGACCAGAGUUUAGGUACCUCAGUGGGAGAGUUCUGCUUAGCAUGAAAGAGGCCAUGGGUUCAGUCUCCAACACCAAUAAAUAAACAAGUAAAUAAAUAAAUGAGUUUAUAAAGGAGAGUUUGAUAAAACACAAUAGUAAUUCACCAUGGCAAUUUAAGUUUACAUCUUCAGAGGAUAUAUCAUUUAAGGCAGUUCCUAGCCAUAAAUUUUUCUUCUGCUCAUUACAGCUUAAAUGUACUAAUGAUAAUGUUUAGAAAAAUACUUUGGACUUUUGCUUAGUAAAUCAGAACAUCACCAGGGAGCAAAACUUAUUUGAAAAGUACCAAGUUCUAAACAGUUCCAUAGCACAUUGAGUGCAGCUGUUGCCAUGUUUAUUUAUUAAAAGAAAGAUAAAGAUUGGCUUGUUAGAAUAGUGUAACUGUGAGCUUGAGUUACUAGAUUUUUUUUUUUUUUUUUACAUCUCGAGAGGACAUUCAUCAACUGUUCUUAAUGUUGAACCAUUACAUGGUUCCAUUAUGUAAAUAUUUCAAUUAUUAAAAAAUGUAUAUAUUGGA